AGUACAAUAUUUUCAAAAUGCCUGACAGUGUUUGCCAGAUAUUCAGUGGUUUGAUAGGAGACAGAAUUGGGAAAUUUCGAUAUGGAGUGUAUUAGUUGUGGUUACAAAAUCCGAUCCAUCACACCCCCAGUUCAACACGGUGAAGGACCAGUAUGGCACUCAGAAACAAGCACAUUCUACUGGGUAGAUACUUUCAAAAGCACCGUAUAUCGGUUACCACAAGAUGGUGCAAUUCAAUCGUACAAACUAGAAGGACGGGACUCUGUAGGAUUCAUACUUCCAAUCAAAGGCAAGAAUGAUACAUUUUUAGUUUUCGCAGAUCGUGUAGUGUACAAACUGCACUGGCCUUUCGAAAAAAAGAAGAAAAUUAAUUUACAAAAAAUAAUGUCCGUUGAAGAUGACAAACCUCUUAAUCAGUUUAAUGAUGGAAAAGUUGAUGCAAAAGGAAGAGUUUGGGGAGGAACACUUUCGAGAAACCGAUCUGAUCUCUCAGUAUCAAAUCAUGGCGGUUCAUUUUACCUGUUCGAUAGUACUUUUACUAGUAUUAAAGAGAAAAUAACUAAAACCAGUAUUAGCAAUGGAUUGGCAUGGUGUUCGGAUAGUACAAAAUUUUAUUAUAUAGACAGCCAAACUAGAUAUGUACAGGAAUAUACUUUUAAAUUAGAAACCGGAAAUAUAACUAAUAGGAAAAUUGUAUUUGAUCUCAAACAGCAUCCAGAAUUGAGUGGCAUACCAGAUGGCAUGACUAUUGAUGCGAACGAUAAUUUAUGGAUUGCUUUAUUUGGAGGAAGUCAUAUAAUUCGAGUUGACCCAAGAACUAAGAAGAUUUUGAUGAAAAUAAAAAUGCCAGCCACAUAUAUAACUUCUGUAGUAUUCGGUGGACCAAAUUUGGAUAUCUUAUACGCCACCACCUCUCGCUUAAAAUUUGAAGCUGCUCCUGAAAAAUUAGAAAAAGAACCUUUAGCUGGAAGUGUUUUCGCUAUUACUAACUUAGGUGUUAAAGGUGUUCCUGGAAAUUGUGUAACUUAUAAUAGGUACUAAGUAUAAUUAAUUAAAAGCAUUGGCGCUGAGUACUGGAGGGUGGGGGGGGGGGGGGGGGGGGGAGCUCGGAAAUAAUCCAGGAGAAACGUUAAAUAAUUAUUUAAAAAAAUGAGUUUUCUCCCAUAGCUCACAAACAGAUUAUUGGACUUCGGCUCCUAUGAUCGAAAAAGACAAUGUAAAAAUAAAAGAUUUACUUAUUUUUCCCAGAAAACGACUCAGGAUGAACAGUUACCUUUAAUUUUUAAAUAAUAUCAAAACACAUGUGUAAUACACGAGUACAUUAUAUAAAAUUUCUAAUUUAUGUUUCACUAAAAAAAUUAGUGAAGGGUGAAAAAACCGUUUUAUUUUCACAUAUUCGAAAAAUGUUAUAAUAUUAAUAAGUCACCUAAUUAAUUCUCUUACGAGUUAAUUUAUUCUUAUAUUCGUGGCAUUCCGGGACAACAUGGUGCCAUUUGACUUAUAUGUGAGGACACUCUGGAAAACCUCACCCACCAUCAUCGUUACACCAACGCACUGCGAUUUGUCACCUGAAUGCCAUAUCAAGAGAAAUUAAAUUACCGCUAAUAGGGCACCCAUCAAAUCCUACAACGAACGAUGCAAUUAUUUUUAAUAAAAUUUUUUGCUUGUUUCAAAACAAAUUAUUUUAAUAAUAAUAUUAAAAAAAGUUCUCUUUGAUUUAGUGAAAUAAUGACAAAAAUUAAAAUAAAAAAUGCUAACAUUUUUCCAUCGACAAUUAAAUCAAGUCAUCGUGUGGCUUUGCAAUAAGUGUCAAUUAACUUAAAACAAUUUGUUUGCAGUUUUAAUUUGGAGAAUGACGUUGAAAUUUUAAAAGUAAAAAUAAGGGAGGGAAGUAAUUCUUUUUCUCAAGUGCUAGUAGUAGAACCUUCAAAGAGGACGGACGUGUUUUCAGAGAGCGCUACUAUUUAUCUCUGUAAAUCCUCUACAAUUUUAAUUUUCUAACUCGCGUCGAUACCAGGGCCCCAGUAUAGGGCUCCGAUCGCGGAAGUGAAGUAGUUUUAUAAAGGUUUUUGGUGUGUGAGUGGUUAGUGCCAUUUUUAAAAGAUGCAUUUUUUCUCUACACGGUAGGUACACACAUUUUAACAUUAUAGUAUAAUUUACCAUCGCAGAACACGGUGAAACCGUACUUUACGUCGCUUAUCUGCUUUUGAAAUAAGAACCAUUUUUUUAUAAUGUUAUUAUAAGGCCCUGUACAUGCCAAUGAGCUCGGCACACCAUCCUAUUAAUUAAUUUAAUUUAAUUAAUUAAUUUAAAAACAAAAAAAAGUACAGGCCUGCCAGCGGGAGUCGAACCACGACCCGCUGUCCGUUGCGUUCGAAAUACCCAGCGCUGAAACACACUGGGCUAGGCUACGGAGAGGCCCGCUUAAACGAUUCGGAAUUCUUCUAUAUAAAGAUUAAUAAACAACCAAGAUCCUCAAAAUUAUUCUAAGACCGAAAUUCCGAUUCCCAAAGGUACCAACAUAUCUCGUCGAUUUCUGGGAACGCCGUUGGGAAAAUCCCGGACUUAGGGAUAGAUUUAAGGACCCCAGAGUCCCUACAUCAGAUAGCCAGAAAAACUACCCCCCAACCUCCUACCCCUAAAAUUAAAUUUUAAUGUGUGACUGGGUGGUUUUAAUGUUGAAUAAUAUAAAAGAAAACAAAAACUAUAUAUUUUUUGUAUUAUUUCAUGUUGAAGAAUAAUAUACAAUAAAUAAAAAAAAUUGUUAAUAAUUCACUAAAGCAAAGAGAUAUUCAACUUCUGUUUGAAUUAUUUUUAUUAUUUUUGAAACAAGCAAAAACUUAUAAAUAAAACAAUUUUUCUAAAAGUUGAAAAUAAAAAAGGUUCUUCUCUUUUUCAAUCCGUCCCAAAUUUUGUUAAUUAGGUAUAAUAAUAAUGACAUUAAAUAAAUAUUAUAACUAUUUUACAUGUUUUAUUUCAUUUAACUAAAAGAAAAUGAUUUUACGGUAACGUUUCAGUUCACUAAGUUUACUUCAAUGUUUGGAUAUCUGAGAGCUGACAACGGUGUAAUAGAAUAAGUAGGUACUGACUUUCUUGAUAGUGGAUGAUAGUCUUCUAAUAAAAUUACCUGCAAAUAUAAAACGUUUUAAAGAGAAAGUGAACAGAAGAAUUGGUUGUAAAGUCUGUAAAAACGGAAUGAUGGAAUGGAAUCAAGUUAAUAGUGAUAAUGAUAAUUGUUAUAUUCAGCCAGACGUGGGUUCCCAACGGGUACGAUAUCGCCCUGGCAAGGCCGCCGAGAGCCAGGUGGGGCCUCGGGACAAUUUUCCAGGUGGGGGCCCCGUGACAAUUUUAUAAAAAAAUUAAACCCUUUCAAUAUCACAUUUCUAAAAAAAGGCCCUCAAGCAAAAACUUAAAUCCUUUUUAGUUUUUAGUGGAAUCUCUAAAAAAGGUCCUCAUCUUGUAUUUUACGUAAACCAGCGCUCCUUCCUUUUAUGGCGAACUUCUAAAAAAAUAAAACGUCCUUACUUAAAGCGGCCGGGCCUCCCUUGUGCCGCUGCUGGGCCCCCGCUUGUGCCCGGGCCCCGGGAAUUUGCCCAGGCUACCCCCUCUCGUCGUCCCUGCCAG
Messenger RNA from Psylliodes chrysocephalus, 3624 nucleotides. The record is from the annotation of a GenBank genome assembly. Lineage: Eukaryota; Metazoa; Arthropoda; Insecta; Coleoptera; Chrysomelidae.